AUGUUAUCCUUUCAAGUGGCAGGAAUGGACUUCGCUGGGCCCUUGUGGAUGCACUUCAAUUUCGAACGGACCUUUCAACAGCACAUUCAGGAUGCUUGCAGUCAGAGGAACGUAAGCUUUCACUUUAUUCCACCAGGCUCUCCCCAUUUCGGUGGAUUGUGGAAGAGUUCUAUAAAGAUAGCGAAACAACUGAUCGUUAAAUGUACCAAUGGAACUGCCCUGAACUACGAAGGUCUAACGACGGCGGUUACUCAAGUGGAGGCAAUAACGAAUUCAAGGCCAUUUUACGCACUAUCCUGUUAUGCUAACAAUUUUGAGGCAUUGACACCUGGACACUUUUUGGUCGGUCGUACUCUAAACUCAUUGCUGGAGCCAUGUGACGAAGAAAUGUUGAAACUGCCCAUUACCAAUCAUUGGAAACGCAUCCUAGCUGUUCAAAACUCAUUUUGGAAUCGCUGGUCAAAGGAAUAUCUCACUCUAUUAAACAGCGUACAAAGUGGAUUGUUCGCUCCAAGAACAUCAAGGUUGGGACACUUGCCCUAA
This is a messenger RNA of Drosophila rhopaloa, 543 nucleotides long. RefSeq lists its product as uncharacterized. Gene Ontology annotation, molecular function: nucleic acid binding. The transcript is spliced from 2 exons. The coding region runs from base 1 to 543 and encodes 180 amino acids. The record is from RefSeq and is a predicted model, not a curated record. Lineage: Eukaryota; Metazoa; Arthropoda; Insecta; Diptera; Drosophilidae.